CACGGAAUUGAUAUUAGCUACGAACUAUUGGCCUUCCUUUGUUUAAUAAAGAUCGACUCCAUCGUCUCGUUUGGGCACCUCUGGUCCUGACCUCACGGUGGAAAACAGCGCAGUGUUGUAUUUCAUAAUGUAUCGUGUCUCCUGCAAGUCUUCAAUUCUUUUGGCCAUUGUCGCCAGCGCCGUUGCGCGCGACAUCUUCGUUGCGCCGUCAGGCUCUGGCUCUGGAAGCAUCAAUGCGCCAUUCGGGUCCAUCCAGGAUGCCGUCGACGAAGCUGUCGCGGGCGACGUGAUCUACCUUCGAGAGGGCACUUUUGCCCCCUCUGCGAACAUUCAAAUUGGGAAGAGUAGGAGUCGGACCUCGCCCAUCUCUGUCCGCCCCUACGGGAGCGAGAAGGUGAUUGUGAACGGUGAGAACAUGCCCGGGACACCCAAAAAGCUGGGCGAGAGCCUGCCCAACUCUGAGCGAGGCAUCUUCCACAUUCAGGAUGCCGAAUACUGGGCAUUCUACAAUCUCGAACUCAUCAACGGUCCAUACGGUAUCUACGCACGAGACGCAUCCCAUAACUACUAUGAAGGCCUCUCCACACACGACAAUUAUGAGACUGGCUUCCAGCUUGAGGGCGCGUCUUCCAACAACACGGUGAUCAACCUCGACUCGUACAUGAACCGCGACCCCCGCAAAAACGGCGAGAGCGCCGAUGGAUUCGCCUGCAAGAGUGGCAAAGGUGAAGGCAACGUAGUGCGCAACGCCCGCCUCUGGAACAAUGUCGACGACGGCCUCGACUUGUACAUGUUUACUUCGCCCGUCACGCUCGAGGAGGUGUACGCAUGGGGAAACGGUUACAAUCGCUGGGGUUUCAGCCCCUUUGAGGGCGAUGGCAAUGGCUUCAAGCUCGGUAUCUCAGGCAACCCGCCUACAGACCAUGUUGUCCGCAACUCGAUUGCCUACAAAAACUACAAGAAGGGAUUCAUUGACAAUGGAAACCCCGGUUCCAUCACAUUUGAGCGCAACACGGCCUGGAAGAAUGGUGACACGGGCUUUGUCAUGCGCAGCUCGUCGUCUGUCAUGCGCGACAACAUUGCCGCAAACAAUGCCAACGGCCAGGCCCAGCUGAUUGACGCUGUCGAGUCGUCUGGCAACUCUUGGGACUCUGACGACAGCUGGUCGGACAGCGACUUUGUGAGUACCAAUGACUCGAAACUGAGAGGCCCACGUGGUGCAGAUGGACGCGUCCAGGGAAGCGAUUUCUUGAUCCCAGCCUCGGGCGAGGCCAUUGGAGCUGCGACAUGA
Molecule: messenger RNA, 1291 nt
Organism: Emericellopsis atlantica
Lineage: Eukaryota; Fungi; Ascomycota; Sordariomycetes; Hypocreales; Bionectriaceae
Product: family 9 polysaccharide lyase
Exons: 3
Coding region: 128-1291 (387 amino acids)
Source: RefSeq, a predicted model, not a curated record